Molecule: messenger RNA, 2835 nt
Organism: Fopius arisanus
Lineage: Eukaryota; Metazoa; Arthropoda; Insecta; Hymenoptera; Braconidae
Product: serine/threonine-protein phosphatase 6 regulatory ankyrin repeat subunit C-like
Exons: 3
Coding region: 498-1916 (472 amino acids)
Biological process (GO): proteolysis
Cellular component (GO): cytoplasm; nucleus
Molecular function (GO): aspartic-type endopeptidase activity; protein binding
Source: RefSeq, a predicted model, not a curated record
UGGGCAUCAGAGAGCUGUGCACACACCGUGGAGCGGCUUUUCGAUUUACAAGUGUACCAACUAGUUACUAAAGCAUUUUUAUCACUUGAAUCACGUACACCUGUUGCUCUAUAUACGUAACAACCUCGAGUCUCGGUGUCAUAUCACUGGCAGUCUCUGUUUUCAUUUUGUGCACGUGUGACAAAUUGUUUCGUGUGGGAACCACAUUAGUUGCUCCCCUGAACUUCAUUUUCAUUUCUCCCUGAGGCAUUCUGCAGUGCGUACAUUACGGCGUAUCAAAAUCAUUUCGAACAUUAAAAAAUUUCGCUGAGAAAGAAAUUCUUUUAAAAUUCGUAACUCCAUUAGAUUAUCCAUUAUCCCUGUAAUCAUCCCUGAAAUUAUUCCUGAAAUUAAUUAUCUCGGUUCAAUUAAUUGGGUAAUUGUUAAUUAUUAGUUUUAUUUGGAGAUUAAUUUGAAGGAGUGGAAGAAGUUGAAGAAGUUGAAGAAGUUUGUUCAUUAUGAGUGGAAUUAGUGUCACGAGUGAUACGAGAGUGAUUGGGGGUCCGGAUGAGGCUGGUCUGGUGAAUUUGGGGGAUUUUGAGGUGAAGGGGGUGGUGAAUAGGGGUAAAAAUGGAAAAAGGGUUUCCACGUGGGAUGAGAGUGAAUGCAACUAUGAAACAGCGAGUGCUGCUUCAUCAGCGAGUUUAGGGAGUGACGAGUCAAAUGAGUUGAACGAGUCAUCUGGUUACAAUUCACCGGGAAAUGAGGGGGAUAUCAAGUGUGGGGGGCUGGGGGGGCUGGGGAGGUUUUCAGGUUUAUGUGCUAGUGAUGGUGUUGGUGCUGAGGGUGGGAGCGUUGAUGAGGGCUGGGAAGCUGAUGACUCUGCGAGGUUUUAUGAGGCUGUGAGAAUUGGCGAUAGUGAAAAAGUUGAUGAACUCCUGGGGGAAGGGGCUAUUGUUGAUGUUGAUGAGCCCAAUUGGAAUGUUUCGGGGGAUCCACCGCUACUUGUGGCUGCUACCAAUCAUUGUUACGAGGUUUUGAGAGUUUUACUCGCAAAGGGCUGCAAUCCGGGUGCCCGUUCCCCAAGAGGUGAGACAGCACUUCACCGUGCGAUAAUAAAUCGUGGUCCAUUCAAGGCUCGUAAAUUCGUGGAGGAGCUACUGAAACACGGCUGUUCACCGGGUGUCAAAGAGGCCGGGGGUGGAUUGACAGCCCUCCACAUGUUGACCCGUCAAUUGGCACACGCGUAUUCAUCGAGAGUCCCUCAAGUGGAGUUUCAAGAGGCCCUCGAGACCCUCAGCCUUUUGGCAAAGGCUGGGGCCGUCAACGAAAAAGAUCACCAGGGGAGAAAUGCUCUGCACAUAUUAGCAUCUUCAGUAACCUUUGAUAACUGUAGACCCGAAAUUGCGUCUGUGAUUCAAGUCCUGCUCUCGGCAGGGGGUGACCCGUUACUAAAAAACGACCGUGGAGAGACUCCUCUGCACGAGGCCCUCGAAUUUGGUGCCUUGAAUACAGCGGAUCUCUUGAUACCUCACACACCAACUGGUUUGACGUCUCGAUACGGAGAAACUCCUCUGCACAUUGCCUCGAGAAAAAAUUAUCCAGAGACAGUGGAGAAAUUAUUAAAGCUAAACGAAAACCCGAGAACUCAGGACGCAGGUGGCAAUACACCAGUUCACCUGGCAGCAGCUAGGGGUUUCCACCAGGUGGUCUCCUUGCUGAUGACAUCGAGUCUUGUCCAGCUGGAGGUGACAAAUGACGAGGGCCUUACAGCACUCCAGGUGGCUGCCGAAAGUGGAUUUAUCGAUACUGUUAGAGUACUCAUCGAUUCUGGAGCUGAUCUCACGUGUAUCGAUGGAUCUAUACACCAUCGUCACCUCGAUAUAUCGGUUAUUAUCGAUCAGGAGAGAACCAGAAGGAGUGAGAAUCACACCUGAGAGGCUCUUCAAUCGUACGAUGGAUGAAUAUUUUGAUAUCGAUACAUAUCAGUGUCUCCAGAUAUCGCUAUCGAUGAUCCACAUGUGCGAGAAGAAAGUUUCACAUCAGGAGAAUAUUUCUGAUCACUGGUUCUACACUGAGAGAAUAAUCCCCAGGUUGCAAAUUUGGUGAAUUGCAUGAACUUUUAUUUUUAGAAUUGAAGAGGAAAUUAGUGAAUGACAGGAUCAUGUCUUUUUUGGAAAUCAAGUAGUUUUCUCUGAUUUUCUCUCAGUGUGAAAGUCGAAUAAAAUUUCUUCUCUCAAUGGAUCAGGAAUUGUCUCUGAUAUCUUACUUGUAGUUUCCGAUUUUUUUUCAUGUUCAGAAUAAUUCAGUUAAAAAGAACAAGAGCUCGAGAUUUCAGGAUAUCCAAGGAUGUCAGGAUAACUUUGGCUAUAUUUUCUCUUGUUAAUCGUAUUCCAAAUGUUGCUAUGAAUGUUAUUGUUUGAUUAAAUUUGUACAGUUCUCAAAUGAAUUAUUAAUUAUUAAUUUCGAAUUGUUCUAUCUGAAUAAUAAUUAUGUCAUUUUUGUAAAAGUUGAAUGAAUAAAAUUUUAUGAUUGAAUCAUGAAACAUCAAAAAAGAUAUCUUCUUUGAACCAAUACACAUCACUGCGAUUUUUUCAAUAAGAAAAGAGGAAAACCAUUGAGAUAACAUUUCCAUAUAUUUGAUAUACGUACGACUUCGAACUGAGGCACAAACCAAAAUGAUAGUGUCUCGGUUUUCUUUGGUGACUUAUGUACAGUUAAUCAUGUAUAAAAUAAUAUUACACUAUAUCGUAUUACAAGUUUAGUUGCCCUCUUCAAUUAAUCCAGCGCAAUCUCCACAUUAUUAAAAUACAACUUGGCAUCCUCUAUGAAUAACGUCUGCAUAACGACAGUAAA